Molecule: messenger RNA, 225 nt
Organism: Dibothriocephalus latus
Lineage: Eukaryota; Metazoa; Platyhelminthes; Cestoda; Diphyllobothriidea; Diphyllobothriidae
Source: the annotation of a GenBank genome assembly
AUGGAGCUGCGUCGUCUCACCGCCACGCUAUUGGGCAUCGCCGUUGCGGCAAUUAUCAUCGCUUUGGCCAUUCCGCACUGGGGCUGCGGCAACCUCAUCGAAGAUUGUCCCCGAGGCUAUGACCGUGACGCCAUAAUUGCAGUGGCCGCCCUUCUCAUAAUUGACGUUCGUUUGGUUGGUGCUGGCUCCACUCGACAAACAAGGGUCCUGAGUGUGAUGUAUUGA